GUGAGCUGCAGUAUUGUCACAGUCGAGGGGAAUCGGAACCAGGCGCCAGACACAGAGUCACUGCGAUAUCGAGACAUUCGGAGCCCCAGGCACCAACCACCAUGUCCGAUCCCAGUGAUGUCCGACCGGUCCCACACAGGAGCAAGGUGUGCCGCCGUCUCUUCGGACCCGUGGACAGCGAGCAGCUAAGCCGCGACUGUGAGGCCCUCAUGGCCGGCUGCCUCCAGGAGGCCCGAGAACGGUGGAACUUCGACUUCGUCACCGAGACGCCUCUGGAGGGCAACUACGCCUGGGAGCGUGUUCGGGGCCUAGGGAUGCCCAAGUUCUACCUGAGUCCUGGGUCCCGUGGCCGUGAUGACCUGGGAGGGGACAAGCGGCCCAGCACCUCCUCUGCCCUGCUGCAGGGGUCAGCUCCGGAGGACCACGUGGCCCUGUCGCUGUCCUGCACUCUGGUGUCUCAUGCCCCUGAGCGGCCUGAGGACUCCCCGGGUGGCCCUGGGACAUCUCAGGGCCGAAAACGGAGGCAGACCAGCCUGACAGAUUUCUAUCAUUCUAAACGCCGGCUGGUCUUCUGCAAGAGGAAGCCCUAACUUGCCCACAGAGGCCUCACCUUCUUCUGCAGUGGCCGGGAGGCCCCUUCCCCACCUCUGCCUCAGGCUUUCCUCCACUUGUGUGUCUUAAUUAUUAUUUGUGUUUUAAUUUAAACUUCUGUAUAUACUCAGCCUGCCCUCCCCCACCUCCAGCAUUAGCAUUAUUUAAAAGAACUAAAACGGUAGGACGGUCGCCCCUUAGUGUGGGGAUUUUUAUUAUGUAGACUAUUAUUUAAACCCUCCUCAACCCAAACUCCGUGUUCCCUAUCCUGAAGGGACGGUCGGACUGGCUUCAUGCCAGCUGCACCCUCCUCCACCCACCCCCAACCCCACCUCCAUCCCCUGUCUGGGUGAUGCUCUCCCUAAAUGACCUGGUUCCCUGCCACCUGUCUCAAGAGGGUGAUCCUCAGACCCGAAUAGCACUUUGAAGGAGGGCCAGCUGGGUGGGACUGUGGGGUCUCCUUGUUACCUCUAAGGCUGGCCAGGGUGACGGUGAAGUGGUCACAGCCUAAAACAGGAAUGAGACUUGGCCUGGUUGGGACCCAGCUGUAAUGUCCUGACCCUUGAUACUCACUCAGACUUGUAAAGACAGGGAAUGCCUCCCACUCUGGUCCCCUUUGCCUCCCCUGUGGGUCUCUCUGCCAGUUGCCCCUCUAUUUUUGGGGGUUCACCUGGCACUCAGCUGCUCUCCCCUCUCCAGAUCCUUGUCCCCUCCCCAAUACCCCCAGUAAGCAGGAGGCAUCUCUGGGCACCGGUAAGGGAAAGGGGUACACUAAGUAGGGUUCCCUGGUUCUACCUCAGGCAACUCCAGUGAUAACCACCUUCCUUGUGGUUCUAGGGUGGUGAGAUAGGCCAGGCCUCCCAGAGCAGUGAGCACCCCUGUGGUACCAGUGUGUGGUAGGGACCCUAGUUGCUGAAGUCAUCAGUGACCUCUCCCGUCUCUUAGAACUUUGAGCAGCAGAAAUACAAGGAGCCAAUCAGGAUGGCGCCUCAAGGGCUAAGCAAGCUAACAGGAGACCAAGAAUGGUGACUGACCCUUACCCAGGACUGAAUCCCCAUGGACACCAAAGCACUUACAGAGUCUGACCCCAAACACCUUGUUUCUGUAACAUCCUGGUCUGAUUGUUUGCCCUUAGCCCCCCACAAAGAUGUAUUUUGGCCGCCUCCCUGUUUCCACUCAGACUGUCAACCUUCCAAGAGCAGGGACCAUGUCCUGCACUGUUCCCAGCCCCACCCCCCACCCCAAAGCAGGUGCUCAAUAA
Microtus ochrogaster (prairie vole) is the source of this 1852-nucleotide messenger RNA. RefSeq names its product cyclin dependent kinase inhibitor 1A (gene Cdkn1a). Gene Ontology annotation, biological process: signal transduction by p53 class mediator; DNA damage response; negative regulation of cyclin-dependent protein serine/threonine kinase activity. The record is from RefSeq and is a predicted model, not a curated record. NCBI's taxonomy places the organism in Eukaryota, Metazoa, Chordata, Mammalia, Rodentia, Cricetidae. Gene Ontology annotation, molecular function: cyclin-dependent protein serine/threonine kinase inhibitor activity. Gene Ontology annotation, cellular component: nucleus; cyclin-dependent protein kinase holoenzyme complex.